AUUUACACCGUCAUCCAGUCCUGUCGUUUUUUUCUUGUUGCGGAUGCUUAACACUGCCAGUGCCCGGCGCCCUCCUCUCGGACCAGCCGCUGCCGACGGAAACGACGAUGGCGGAGGCGACGCCGACGAGGGUGUUCGUGUACGGCACCCUGAAGCGCGGGUUCCCCAACCACCCCCUCCUCGUCGCCUGCGCUUGCCCCUUCGUCGGAGCCGCCUCCACAGCCGCCCCCGCCUCCCUCGUCAUCGGCCCCUACUCGGUCCCUUUCCUCCUCCCCACCCCUUCCUCCUCCUCCUCCGGCCGCGUCGUCUCCGGCGAGCUCUACGCCCCGUCCCCCGCCGCCCUCGCCGAGCUGGACGCCUUCGAGGGCACCCACAUAGGCGCCUACGAGCGCCGCCCGAUCACCGUCGUGGCUGAUGGAUCGGGCGAGGUGGUGGAGGCGGAGGCGUACUUCGCGCACCCGAGCUACGCGGAGGCACUCUGGCGGCGCUGCGGCGGCGAGGCGGCCGAGAUCGGGGAGUACACCGCGGAGCAUGCCGCCAGUUACGUCCCAAUUAAUGAGCGCGCUACCGGCGCCGCUGGGCUCAUGGAGGCCAUCCAUAGGUUCCUCGCCACUGCCCCCGACAGUUGACUUGGUGUUCAUGGAUGGAUCUGUCACCUGUUGUUUCCUAGUGCUUUCGUUGCAGCUCUUGCCAGGUGGAGUAUGUGACGAAUCUCUAAAAUAUAUUCAUGAUGCAAAUUUGCAGACAAUACUUUUGUGCUAUGCAAUACAAUUGUUGUAUUCAGAAUGACUAGCCCAGGCUUUUGGACAAAUCAAUUAACCUUUGCAAACAGAGUCAGUUUGUCUUAUUCAGUAUAGAUAGUAUACAAUAUUGGAAUGUCAACUAGUAUUAAAAUUUUCUAA
Panicum hallii is the source of this 902-nucleotide messenger RNA. RefSeq names its product putative gamma-glutamylcyclotransferase At3g02910. Bases 108 to 629 code for a protein of 173 amino acids. The transcript is spliced from 2 exons. Gene Ontology annotation, molecular function: gamma-glutamylaminecyclotransferase activity. NCBI's taxonomy places the organism in Eukaryota, Viridiplantae, Streptophyta, Magnoliopsida, Poales, Poaceae. The record is from RefSeq and is a predicted model, not a curated record.